This is a messenger RNA of Nymphaea colorata (pocket water lily), 2175 nucleotides long. Its product is annotated as protein DETOXIFICATION 27-like. Gene Ontology annotation, cellular component: membrane. Gene Ontology annotation, biological process: xenobiotic detoxification by transmembrane export across the plasma membrane. Bases 635 to 1864 code for a protein of 409 amino acids. The transcript has 8 exons. The record is from RefSeq and is a predicted model, not a curated record. Lineage: Eukaryota; Viridiplantae; Streptophyta; Magnoliopsida; Nymphaeales; Nymphaeaceae. Gene Ontology annotation, molecular function: antiporter activity; xenobiotic transmembrane transporter activity.
AGGGCCGGCCAUUUUCACAAGGCUCGCAACGUAUGGGAUGAACGUCGUCACUCAGGCCUUCGUUGGUCAUCUUGGCGACCUGGAUCUCGCCGCUGUCUCCAUUGCUAGCACCGUCAUUGUUGGUUUCAAUUUCGGCUUGCUGGUCGCUCUCUCACUUUCUCUCUCUUUCCCUCUCCCUCUGCAAUUAUAGUACAAGUCGCCCACUAUAGACUAGUCACUCCACUAAUGCUAUGUUGCUCGGGAGCGGGCACAGUUUUCACUUCAAAAUACAAGAUGAUCGUCAUUUGUUUUCUAAUCUUCCCCGCUGCUAGCUAAUCCUUUCUUUUGUGUUACAGUAUUAGAUGGGAUGCAGUGCCGAUUUCUUUUGUCAUUAGGAAGAACUUGUUUUGAAAUUUUCUGUCCUAUCUAGUGAUUUUCCAUGCCAACAUGGGCGGGGGUCAUGGCCUGAGUGCUACUACAUGCUCCUGCAGUGAGAAACAGAGUACUUGUGUUUUUCAAGUAUCACAACACAGUUUGAACUGCUAGUCGACUGAGUCUCAAAUAGAUUAACAUCUUCUUCAUCAGAGGUUGGAACAAUAAAUGGAAUUUUUCAUCCAACAUAGCUCAGAUCGAAAACAUCAACUACUCAUUGGGCAUGGCAUCUGCACUGGAGACACUCUGCGGUCAAGCAUUUGGUGCUCGGAGAUACUCGAUGCUAGGAGUAUAUCUGCAACGCUCUUUCAUCAUCAUGUUCAUCUUCGCCGUCAUUCUGUUACCAAUGUACAUUUUUGCGACUCCCAUCCUUAAAUUCUUUGGACAAACCACCGCUAUAGCGGAGCUGUCGGGAUCUUUGGCCAUCUGGUUCAUUCCUCAGCAGUUUGCCUUCGUCUUGUUGUUCCCGCUGCAAAGAUUCCUCCAGUGUCAGUUGAAGAACAUCGUGAUCGCUUGCGUUACUGCAAUUGGGUUUUCUGUCCAUUGUGUCUUGAGCUGGCUUCUCAUCGACUAUCUCGACCUUGGGCUUGUCGGAGCCGCGGUGAGCCUUAACAUCGGGUGGUGGUUGCCAGCUCUGGGACUUCUUCUCUAUGUCGUGUGUGGUGGGUGCCCUCAGACAUGGACAGGUUUCUCAAGGGAAGCAUUUGCAGGUCUGUGGGAGUUCCUCAAGCUGUCCAUUGCUUCAGGGGUGAUGAUAUGUUUGGGGAAUUGGUACUACAGGAUCCUGGUCUUGCUGGCCGGGACAUUGAAGAAUGCGGAAAUUGCUGUUGAUGCACUCUCUAUAUGCAUGAAUAUCAAUGGCUGGGAGUACAUGAUUCCUAUAGCGUUCUUGGCUGCAACAGGAGUUAGAGUAAGCGUCGAGCUCGGAGCCGGCAAUGCGAAGGGAGCGAAGUUUGCAACCGUUGUCUCGGCAGCGACGUCGACGGUCGUCGGAAUAAUCUUCUGGAUUCUCAUAAUUGUACUGCACAACGAGUUUUUUCUCGUCUUCACCUCGAGCACAGAGGUACUUCAAGCUGCAUCAAAGUUGGCCAUAUUGCUAGCUUUCACCAUUCUUCUCAACAGCAUUCAGCCUGUCCUUUCAGGCGUGGCAGUGGGUUCAGGAUGGCAGGCCUUCGUCGCCUACAUAAAUAUAGGAUGCUACUACUUGGUUGGGGUUCCUGUUGGUGCUGUGCUUUGUUGGGUUCUGGAUCUCAGCGUCCUGGGACUUUGGAGUGGAAUGAUUGGAGGAACAGCUGUGCAGACAUUAAUACUGGGAAUUAUCGUAAUCCGGUGUGAUUGGGAGAAGGAGGCCCAAAAAGCAAGAAGUCGAGUUAGCAAAUGGAGCACCACCCCAAUUGCAGCUGAGACACCCCGAAAUGGUUCAUCAGACGAGACGAUGACACCCAAUGCCUGACCAGCUCUGUUGGUCUUCUCCUCUGCUUUUACGUGGUAUCGGAGAGCUCAAGCGCAAAUACGCGUGUGCUGUAAUUGAUGCAGCAGCUUCGGUGUGACCAUAUUGUUAAUGUUGUUGGGUGACUCAAUCAAAGAGCGAACUGAUUUCCCUUCGGUCUACUGCCCAUAUCAAAUUUUGCGGGGCAAGACUGCCUCCUUUAUAGGCAGGAAGCAGCAGAGCUCUUUAUUGUUUUCCUGCUUUUAAACUUGAGUGAACUCCCUUAUUGGAUGCAAUGUUUUACUUUUAAUGCAACUAGGUGAUACAUAUGUACC